AAAACAAAUACUAAACAAUGCCAACCACAUGUCCAUAUCAUUAUUUGACUCACUUGAAGUGCAACACUCAACACUGUGCUAUUAGAAAGAAGUAUCAUAGUAUUGAAAUCAUGGAUCAAAAGUACUUUUUCAUGUUGAAGGAAAUAUACGAAACUAAUCCUGCAAAGAGAAACCAAAUGAACAUUAUUCUAAAGGAAAAGUUUACACAAUUUUCUCCUAACGGUAUGAUUGCUCUCUAUGAAUCUAUCAUUGAAAUGAAGAGUGAAGGAGUUGUAUUCGAAACAUGUAAGAAACGAAAGUCAACAAUUACAGAAGUAUUGCUUCAAGUUGACCAAUACAAAAUUGAUAGAAAGCAAACUAAAUCUUCAACACUUUCAAAUAGCAAUUCCAAUUCAAUGCCAAAUACUCUUAAUACCACAUGUAAAUUUGUUCAAGAUUAUUCGAAUACUCAUUAUUCGAAUUACAGUAUUGAUCAACACGAAACUAAUCCACUAAAAAGAAGACUCUGUGCUUCUACCUCACCAUACUCCUCUAACGAAUCCUACUCAGCUGUUUCUUCUCAUUCUGCCUCCUCUACAUCUCCAACUUUAACUCAAAAGAAACGAAAGUUUUCUCCAAGCACAUGUCCUCCUUCGAAUAAUGUAUUUGAAACCUUUACUCAUUAUUCCACCUCCUCUGUCGAUACAACACAUUCUGUACACUAUAACUUGCCACAAUUUAAUCAAAUUGUUCCAUUCAAAUCAUUUGCUAAUCAAACACAACUACAAUUACAACAUCAACAAUCAUUGAAUUCAUCACAGAAACUUCCUUCAAUGAGAGAAUUGAUGAAUUCAAUCAUGUAUUCUUCGACAGAUGGUUCUUCAUUGCUGUUAAAGAAAGUUUUUGAAUAGUAAAGUUUAUCUUUUAUUC
This is a messenger RNA of Naegleria gruberi, 909 nucleotides long. RefSeq lists its product as uncharacterized. The transcript is spliced from 2 exons. Lineage: Eukaryota; Heterolobosea; Eutetramitea; Acrasida; Naegleriidae. Bases 18 to 890 code for a protein of 290 amino acids. The record is from RefSeq and is a predicted model, not a curated record.